ACAUAAAAUAUUCUAGAAUCUCAGUCAAGCUGAAUUAUUACACAAAUUAUAGAUUACAUGUGCAACUGUGCAUGAAAAACUACACACAUAUAUAGUGGGCAGAUAACCUCUGAUUAUUGUGUGAAGCCUAUGAUUCUGUACAAUAAUCAUGAUCAAAAAAAAACUUCUCAAUAGUAAUUUCCCUGUUUAAUGCUGUCAAUUGCUGAAAAAUUUCGAAACAUUUUUUCAGUGUUCUUCCAUGGAAGAAGUACUCUAUUACACUGUGGAAAAGUUUCCGUCCUUGAAUUUGUUAAAGCUAUUUUCUUAGAAAUAUUUUUUUUUGAUUAGACAGACUGUGAUAUACUGUGAAAAAGUUGUUCUUCGAAACUAUUUGUGUUGUGGAGUUUAUACAAAAUCCGUCUUUUACAUUCAAAGAAAACAUUGAUCAUAUUUCUUCUAGUUGUUCAAAGUUUUGCCUGAACUUACAGCUGUCAACCAAGAUACAAACCUUGUCUAAGCUGUAGACAUUGACAAUUUCCUUCAUGGAAAUGUGCUAUGGGUUUUUCCAAUAGUAUCGUCUGAAUAGUUUUAACCUACGGUGCGUUUAAGUGAAUGAGAUUUUUGGAAGAUAUCCAUAAAACGUUUCAACGUCUUUCUUGAAUCGAGAUUGAGAAAAUAGUUUCUGUUGCUACUUCACUAUUAGUCUCUGUUGGAAAUCUAAACGAUUAUCUGUUAAAAUUUCCGAACUAUGAAACAUUAAGUUACCAUUAAAAACUUCUAAAAACUAAUCGUGAUUUGUGAAAAACUGUCAUGGAUAUGUUUUCUGGUUCAGUGCUACUUCUCCUUUUGAGCUUAAUAGUUUAUGUGGGAUCCGAAUCACCACCGAUUGUGGAGCUGAGCUAUGGUAAGUUGCAGGGAGACUUCAUUGUGGCGAAAGAUGGAACAAAGUAUGAGGGAUUCAUGGGCGUUCCCUAUGCUAAACCACCAGUCGGGGAGCUGAGGUUUGAGGAGCCGCAACCAUUAGCUAAUUGGACAGGUGUAUUCAAUGCUUCAACUCCGGGAGGUGAUUGUAUCCAGUUCUCACACCUCAAAUACAAAAUUAAAGGAAAUGAGGACUGUCUUUAUUUGAACCUAUAUAGACCAUUGAAUGGUGUAAACCGAACUGAUCUAAUGGAUGUGAUAGUUUUCAUCCACGGAGGAGCUUUCAUGUUCUUGGGCAGUCAAUACUACAAAUCUGUUGAGCUUGUCAAGAAGAAUUUCAUAGUUAUUGCAUUCAACUAUAGGCUAGGACCAUUCGGUUUCCUGAGUACUGGCGAUGAGAUAGUUCCAGGCAAUAUGGGUUUGAAAGACCAGGUUGCAGCUCUGAAAUGGAUUCAGGAGAAUAUUCGCCAUUUCGGAGGGAAUCCCAACAGUGUAACAAUCAGUGGAAUGUCAGCUGGAGGCGCCAGUGUUCAUUUUCAUAUGUUGUCACCGCUAUCAAAAGGUCUAUUCAGCAAAGCGAUUUCACACAGCGGAGUGGCAACAAACCCGUGGGCAGUAGCCGAAGCUGGCCAUGAAAAAGCCAAAAAACUAGCUGCCUCUCUACAAUGUCCCACUGACAAUACAACUGAAAUGAUCAGCUGUCUCAAGUCCGUGCCUGGAAAGGAUAUUGUUGAGAAAGUUCCAACUUUCCAGGAAUUCCUGUAUGCUCCGUUCUCGCCGUUUGGACCUGUUGUCGAGCCUGGAAAUGCUGACAAUGCAUUUUUGCCUUCUCACCCCUCGAUUGCAAUCAAAAACACAACUACAAAAGUUCCUUGGCUUGUGGGAUUUACCAGUGCUGAAGGUCUUUAUCCGGGUGCUGAAUUCGUCGAAAACGAAGAUUUCAUGAAGUCGCUGGAGGCCAACUGGACCAAAAUGGCUCCUCAUUUAUUGGAGUAUAACUAUACAGCCGAGCCCAGUACAAUGGACGAAGUUUCCAAUGAAAUCAAACGAUUCUACUUUUGUGAUAAAACUAUCAAUGAAAAGCCUUUGCAAAUCAUUAAUUUGCUCUCCGACCGCCAUUUUGAAUCGGGGAUCGCCCAAUCCGUGGCCACGUACGCACUGUACAGCACCCGCCGUGACACUCCCGUCUAUCUCUAUAAAUUUUCUUACAAAGGAAAUUUUUCUGCAACGAUUGCUGAGCUUACCAGGAAUGAUUAUGGUGUCAAUCAUGGCGAUGAUAUCCUGUAUGUGUUCGACAACCGUUUUUUCGAUGACAGAGCAACUGAUAAAGACAAAGAAAUGCGUGAGAGAAUGAUUAACAUGUAUGAUUCGUUUAUAAGGAAGAGGGCUCCUCAAUUCUUUGACGGAAUCCCUCUACCUCCAGUUCAGCUACAUCUUCUUGAGGGAUUGAAACUCCUGGAAAUCAUCUCCCCUGACAGCACCAAAGAAAUAAUUUCCGAAAAUUUGGGCAAUGUGAGGUUUUGGAUGAAUUUGCCUUUGAAAGAAAUUGUGAGACAUCCUGUACCAAGACCUACCGAUUGUCCUCCAUAUUAUUAUUAUCCCCAUUCAGUAACAAUUAUGCGCUCUGAAAACAUGUUUUAUUUAUAUUUCUCCACAAGUGUUAUUUACUUAUGUUUUUCCACGACUAUAAUCACCAGUUAUACUCCGAGAGUGACUUUCGGUGAAACAGAAAUAGUGGGAAAGCUCAAGAAAGGAUCAAAGUAUACCUAUGAGGAGUUUCUGGGGAUUCCCUAUGCUAAGCCACCGGUUGGAGAGCUGAGAUUUAAGGAGCCGGUGCCUUACAACAUAACAGGAGAUAUAUUCUCAGCUACCAAAUAUGGGAACACCUGCAUCCAAUAUUCUAUGGACUAUAAGAUUCGUGGCUCAGAAGACUGCCUUUAUUUGAACAUUUACAGACCUCAAAUAACAAUCCUUUCCGAGGCUAAGCCACUGGAUGUCGCUGAACCACUGGAUGUGAUAGUAUUCAUCCACGGAGGAGCAUUUAUGUUCGGAAAGCCAAGUCCUUCAUACAAACUGUUGCAUCGUUACUCAAUGGUGAGAGGGGAUUUGUAUGCCAUCUAUGUCAGUUUCAACUAUAGGCUCGGUCCAAUCGGAUUCAUGAGCACAGGAGACGAUGUCCUUCCUGGGAAUUUGGGAUUGAAGGACCAGGUGUUGGCUCUGAAAUGGGUGCAGGACAACAUUCACUAUUUCCACGGCAAUCCAUGCAGUGUUACAAUAGCAGGUCUAUCGGCUGGAGCUGCGUCUGUUCAAUUACACUUAAUGUCGCCAUUAUCUAAGGAUUUGUUCCAUCGAGCUAUAAUGAGCAGUGGAUCAGCUCUGAACCCGUGGGCUCUGGCCAAAGCAGUUCCUAACAAGACACAACAGAUAGCAGCCUCUCUCAACUGCGACACUCACGACUCUAACGAAAUGGUGCAGUGUCUCAGAACCAAAAAAGCUAAGGAUAUUGUCGCGCAAGUGCCGAAAUUCAUGAAAUUCCUCUACAUUCCUUUCUCACCAUUCGGACCAGUUAUUGAGUCUCCAGUUUCGCCAGGGUCUUUUCUCACUCAACAUCCGUAUGAUCUGUUGAAAGCAGGUGAAGUAACGAAGGUUCCGGUCAUUAUUGGAAUGGUGACCGGUGAAGGACUUUAUCCCGUUGCAGAAUUCAUCAACGAUGAGGAAAUCCUAGAACAAUUGGACUCAAAUUGGGCCGAUAUGGCAUCAUAUUUGCUUGAUUUUCACUACACUCUAGACGGUAACGUCCUUGAGCAAAGUAUGGCGGCUAUAAGACAGGAGUACCUGCAGGGAAAAUCAGUUCCUAAUGCUAUACAAGGACUGGUUAAGUUGGUUGGAGAUCGUUUGUUUGGCUCUGGUAUAGCUGAAAGUGCCCUCAUGUAUGCUGCAGUCUCAGACCAACCAGUAUUCAUGUAUAGAUUCGGCUAUAGUGACAAUAAAAGUUUAUCAGAAGUUUUGAAGCUGAGUUCGGCUGAGAGCAGUCAGUUUGGAGUAUCGCAUGGGGAUGACUGUCUUCUAUAUAUUCUUGAUGUUGAUGGAUUCAAAGUCGAUUCUCAAAUGUCUGAAAUAAUGACACGGAUGUGGGGUCAAUUUUCUUCAAACAGGCUACCCGAACUUGAAGAUCAGAUAUUCUUACCAGACAUGCGUGAGACAUUACCCGGACUGGGAUACCUGGAAAUAGAGUCACCCUCCAAUUUGCAUGUGGCAAGCACCGAUAAUAUGUCCAAUAUGCGAUUUUGGCAUCAAUUUCUUCUGAACGAAAAGUCCACAUUCGAAGGAACUUCGACAGAAGAUGGAGUCAGCAGAAAACCAGGAGAAUUCAUCAUUUUUCUCGAAAUAUCGAUAUUAUGUUAUUGUGUACUCAUUGUAUUUAUGAUUAUAAGGUACUUCAUAUGUCCAAUUCUUCGAUCAACUUCAUCUUUAUACAAUAAAUAGAAUCCAAAAUUCACGUUUUCUAAUGAAAUCAGAAUUACAGGCCCUCUUAUAAUUGAUCACUUAUAAUUACUUGAAGAAUCUGGCUUAGUUUAUCAAUAAUUCCACCAGGUAUACAAUCUGGCUGAAUAGGAAUCUCAAGUGUUUAUUGGCUCCCGGAUUGAACUACAUUAUGUGUUCAGCCCACAGGUCCAAUAUUAGUGCAGCGAAAUCAUUCAUUCCAAUUGUAUUUUAAGGAGAGUUAGUUGUAUGCAGUUAUUUUGUGUUCUAUAUCACAAUAAAGUAAUAUUUUG
This is a messenger RNA of Nilaparvata lugens (brown planthopper), 4676 nucleotides long. RefSeq lists its product as uncharacterized. The record is from RefSeq and is a predicted model, not a curated record. The transcript is spliced from 21 exons. Bases 790 to 4386 code for a protein of 1198 amino acids. Lineage: Eukaryota; Metazoa; Arthropoda; Insecta; Hemiptera; Delphacidae.